Molecule: messenger RNA, 707 nt
Organism: Rhizophagus irregularis DAOM 181602=DAOM 197198
Lineage: Eukaryota; Fungi; Glomeromycota; Glomeromycetes; Glomerales; Glomeraceae
Source: RefSeq, a predicted model, not a curated record
UUUCUCAGCUCUCUGAGUUUUCUUGCGCAAACUAUCUCGUGAUACAUCUCGAAGUUGUAACCCCGUUUCUUGGGAUCUCUGUUUACGAAGCAAGUUAAGCUGUUUUGUAAUGGAAUCAUAUAAGGCACCGGCAUAAAAUUUCUUCCUGAUUAGCUCGAUUUGCUUUAUCUUCAGCGUCAAAAGCUCUAUCGCAUAACUGAGCUAGAUGUUGUAAGGCUUCAUCAAUGCUAGAUUUGUUAUCAGAGCUGAUAAGUAAUCGAGUCGAGAACUUGAGGCCUUUUCUCUUCAGGAGAUAUUGGAAGAGACUCUUGAGCUUGAAGUUUCUUCUCUCUAUUACGUUGUCUAAUCUCAUUACUAACCUUUUUCUUAUGCACCUCAUCCAAGAAAGCGUCCGUUUCCUUGUCUUCAGAUUCCAACUCCUCGAUUCUGGCCUUGAGUUUGGCAUUUUCAGCAUCACGCCUCUUAUUAUAUUCCCCAUUCGCUCUUAUUCAGCAUCAGACACUGAGAGCUUGAUUCUAAGACCGGAAUUCUCAGCCUCAAGCUCAGUGAUGCGCUGUUUCAAUAAUUCAAGCUCGGAUGACAUGAUCUAUAUAUAUAACUAAUACACUGUACAUAAUUAUUCAAAAUAAAAAUAUAUACGUAUUUUUGGCCGGGGCCCCCGGCUGAAAUUUGCCAAGAAUUUUUUUUAUUUACAGCUGUAUUCAUAA